This is a messenger RNA of Huiozyma naganishii CBS 8797, 912 nucleotides long. RefSeq names its product Pex21p (gene PEX21). The coding region runs from base 1 to 912 and encodes 303 amino acids. NCBI's taxonomy places the organism in Eukaryota, Fungi, Ascomycota, Saccharomycetes, Saccharomycetales, Saccharomycetaceae. The transcript has a single exon. The record is from RefSeq and is a predicted model, not a curated record.
AUGCCUGAGUCAUGUCGGGUUAAUCCGAUUCAACGAUUCAUUUCGAAAAGGGAUAAUGUAUCGGUUUCCAGUUUACCAACACUGAUAAGCAGCAGCCAUGUUCACAGUAGCAGCAGCAGCAGUCGUUCUCUGGAACGGACAUUUCUUCAAGGACAUGUGCCCUCUUUGGUUACACGCCAGCCGUUAAUAUCGGAUAAUAAGUACAGCCCACCAUAUGUCCCUGAUGAAGCCUCAAGGUCAAACACAAUAGGAAGCAGUCACUCGGAAACGUGGAUAAACCAGUUUUCAGCAAUGAAAGUUGAGGAUCCCUUGGAGGCCAGUUUAGAGUACAAGAGACUGUACAAGAACUAUGAGAGACAGAUGGGAAAUGGUUAUCGUCGGUUCAACAGCUCCUCUCCAGAUCUAAAACCCCAAUUUGUUUCACCUGUUGGGCAAAGAAUACAAAAGUCACGGUUGCUCAAACGAGGCGGUACCGUUCCGCUGUCCGGAUCGCGGGCAUCGCCUUAUGGCACUAUACAGACUCACAGUACGACAACUCACACACCUACAGACGCCCUUCUGGAAGCGGAAUUUAACACCCUAGAACAAGAGUUGAUGGAGCAAGACUUGGCCACUCCGGAAACCAGAGAAACGUCAAACCCUGCGUUUACUGGGGAGCAACGCGAGUUGCAGGAGAUUGCGUCAAGUAUCGUAGAUGCGUGCUCCCCACCAUUAACACCAUUAGCGAGAGACUCGCCCGUACAGAGCAAACUAGCCUCCUCAAAAUUCAUGGGGCUUAUGAAGAGGGUCAGCGACGGGGACGUGACAGUGAAGCCCGCUCAAAGAGAACUGUUCACGCCAGGCACAGGUGAUCGCGUGGGCAGUGAGUAUUUUCAAGUGGGAAACGGGCAACACGACCCUACAAAGAAGUAG